UAAGGUACGGUACUAUUACGUACCWAUCAUCAACAAGCACUCGUCACCUGACGACAACCAAGUGCGGUACAUAAUGGUUCAUUGAGAAAGCUUGAGGCAUAGGCAUUGUUGACCAUGACAAGAGGGCUACACAACGGUAUCGGUACGAUAAGCGACAACGUUCUGUGAAGGCAUAUCUUGAAACGGUAUAAUCCCAAUUAGAUCCCACCAAAGCUUCGUUAAAGCACAGUUUCAGUCCUUGCUCCAAACAAGAAACGACGAUUGCGAGAACAAAACUAUCGAUUGCGUUAUCGUUGUUUUCGUAGAAAUGACGUACAAAUCGAGGGACCGGUCGCUGACAGAGGUCCUCAUUGCCGUCGUCUUUGUCUGUUUCUUUGUGGGAUUCGUGAGUGURCUCUGUAUAGGAAAUUAUUACAGAGCGAAACGAGCAAUGGAACGGCAGAGGCAGCGACGCCUGGCCCGCCUGGCCGGGAACGCCGGGAACGGAGUAGUUGGGCUCGGGAACACGGAAUCUCCCAGGUCUACCGUUUCCGGGGGGAGCUCCGCGAAUAGCUACGAGCAACGAAACCUCAUCGGAGGAUCAAGCGCAAUAUCGCACCGCCAACAAAAGGACAGCGGGAUGGACCUAUUGCUAGAGCAUCGAUGAAAAGCGACAUUCACGUGGAAAAGAUCGCUACUGGAUGCUUGAAUCAAUAAACUACCCUCUAGUUCUUGGUCGUUCUUUGGAAGUCUCAGCAGUACUAGGGUUUCCAAAAGUGAAAGAAGCCAUCUAUUGAAAUUGCCAUGUAUGAUGAUUUGUCUCGUGGGUCGAGUUCAAAGUGUCCUGCGGUGCCAUUAUUUCGCAUCUCAAGUGAUGUAAUUACUUGUACCUGCUACCUCUUAAUAGCAAUGACAGCGAUAUGAAGAAUACAAGCAAGGAAGAUGAUUGGAUUCUUUUCAUCACCAUUGGCUUUUGGAAGGCUUCUAUCUCCAAACUUCAGUUGUUGGAUCUAAUCGCCGUUGAAACAGACGUAAAAAAUACUUUCUUGUUCGCAAUCGAUCUCCUGUUUUACUACAAUAACAGGUCGUAUUGAACAAGAAUAGAGCCUAGAACUAAGA
This is a messenger RNA of Pseudo-nitzschia multistriata, 1098 nucleotides long. The record is from the annotation of a GenBank genome assembly. Lineage: Eukaryota; Bacillariophyta; Bacillariophyceae; Bacillariales; Bacillariaceae.